AGAUCGUAUCUAUAACGAGACUAACAAUAUUGACUCAACCUUUGCAAGUCAACGCCAAGCCGAUUGUCCACGUAGUGGAGGUGAUUCCAACCUUGCUCCUCUUGAUCCAGCGCCAGUUCUUUUUGACACGGAAUAUUUUAGUAACUUGUUGUGCAAGAAAGGGCUUCUGCACUCUGAUCAAGCACUGUUUAGCGGUGGACAAACUGAUAACCUUGUUCAAAUAUAUAGUACCAACCUUGGGAUUUUCGCUAAAGAUUUCGCUGAGUCUAUGAUUAAGAUGGGAAAUAUCAAGCCAUUGACCGGGGAUCAAGGUCAAAUUCGCGUAAACUGCAGGAAGAUGAUGAGAACGAGUGUAGCUAAUGUUUCAGAUCAGGAAGGAGCUGCUCUCCCUGUUGCUAGAGGCCGAGGGAGGGCUCAUGUCCGGGGUAGAUGA
This is a messenger RNA of Nicotiana tabacum (common tobacco), 433 nucleotides long. NCBI's taxonomy places the organism in Eukaryota, Viridiplantae, Streptophyta, Magnoliopsida, Solanales, Solanaceae. The record is from RefSeq and is a predicted model, not a curated record.